AACAACAUAGCAACAGUCGCACAAUAAUUCAAAUAAAGCCACAAGAUAAUCAAAUAUUUCGCCAAUAUAAAAACAACAGUAACUGAAAUUGUUCGUUACGUUUCACUGUUGUUAUUAAUUCGUGUUUUUUUUUUCGAGUGUGUUGUUGUUUUUUUGGUUGGUGCUGUUCUUUGAAAUGUAAAUGUGAAAACAAAAACGAAACGAAAUUUCGCCAGUCGAAAAACCUCGAGAACGAUAAAGCACGGACAAAAGGAAACCGAAUAAAUAGCAAAGAACACCGAGACGGAAUAGAGAGAGAAAGAGAGACAGAGAGAGAGUGACACCACAACAGUUUCAACAUGGUGCUACAGAACCACAACAUCGUGGUGGCUCGCUCCACUUUGACUCCGAACAACAGCAGCCAGAACUUUAUCUCCCACUCCCACCAGGGCGGACAGUCUGGUGGCGGUGGCGGCGGCGGCAGUGGCAGUGGCGGACGCUAUCCAGUGAAUGCCGGGCCAGGCAAUCAGCGGCCCAUCGUGGAUCUGCUCGUGGCCAUGGUGGCUGUGCCGGUGCUCAUACUGUGUGCCCUGCAGCUGGAGAAGAAUCUGCACGACAUGCACAACAGUCCCGAGUCGCGUUGGCUGGUCUUCGCCCUGGGCAUCGGGAUGCUGGUCAUCAGCGUCAUCAUCUGCGGCUAUGUGACACAUCGCAUGGGCGUCUGCAUCUGGGCCGGGCCCAUCGACGAGGCCGGCAAUCGCGCCGGCUCUGGCGCACUGCAUCACAUCAACUCGCAGAACGAUGUGCUACGCAUUGUGGACUCGCUGCCGCCGAGCUACGAGAGCGUGGUCAAGUGCGAGCUGCCGCCGCCGGCCUACGACUGCGUUAUGAUCGAUGUCGACCCGUGCAAGGAUAUGCAGCCGCAGACAUCCAGCAAGGACGCACGCGCCGCUCAGGCAUCCGGCUCCAAUCCCGGCUCCGGCUCCGGCUGCGGCUCCGGUUCCGGUUCCAUUUCCGUUGCCGUCAACAUGCCAAACGCCACACUGCACAUCUAAAUCUGGGAGGGAUGCAGCCAGCGACGGCGACGGCGGUGGCGGCGGCGACGGCGACGGAGGAGAGAGAAACAAAGAGAUUUUUCGCUUGUGGCAUUGAAUUUGUCCAGAAAUGGGACUCGUACUUCACUACUUUCUACUGCAUUGGCGCCCCCUAUCGGCCGCCUCUGGCUAUUGGCUAAUCAUAUGGCGUUGUAUUUACUACAGUCUAAGAUCUUAGAGUAUUGUUAUCCGUAGCGCAUUCUCUGCACAGCUAUAUCUGUGCAUGUAGGUACUAUAUAUGUAGGUCCUAUAUAUCUAUAUAUAUAUAUAUAGUUUUUUUAUUUUUUUUUUAUGUUUUUAGUUUGCUUGGUCUGCGUGCAGCACUGUAAAUAUUCCUAAACAGCAUCUAGUCCAAAGUUGUAAAUAAUAUAGACAAAAAAAAAAGAAGAAAAAAAAGAAGGAAGCGAAGGAAAAUGAUGUGAGCUAGUUCCAUAGAGAAGUGCGCAGAAUACGUUUUGUAUUUAUUAGUUGUUUAAAUGCCAAGAUUGUGAAACGUAAAACAGAGGGGGGGCAGAGGGAGCGGUAGGUAACACAGCAGUUGCCACAUAGUUUAUAGACUUACAUAUAUACACACAUAUAUAUAACUAUAUAUAUAGUUGAUGAAUUUAUACGCAUUACUUAUCGAAAAGGUUAACGUUUCCGUUGCUUAAAAAAAAAAAAAGAAAGAAAGAAAAUGAAAAACAAAGAAUUCCUAUUAUAUCCAUUAUCUUUACAAUACAUUAUCUAUACAAUCAUAUCGACUCGACUCGAGCUAAAGCUAAACAAUUUUAAACAAAAUGUGGAAAAAUUUAUCAAAUGCAUUCAUUAAACAAAUGCGCUUAUCAACAAUA
Messenger RNA from Drosophila mojavensis, 1903 nucleotides. RefSeq lists its product as uncharacterized. The transcript has 3 exons. The coding region runs from base 339 to 1034 and encodes 231 amino acids. NCBI's taxonomy places the organism in Eukaryota, Metazoa, Arthropoda, Insecta, Diptera, Drosophilidae. The record is from RefSeq and is a predicted model, not a curated record.